Messenger RNA from Dunckerocampus dactyliophorus (ringed pipefish), 1495 nucleotides. It is a transcript of the gene mtfp1, whose product is annotated as mitochondrial fission process 1. The coding region runs from base 133 to 630 and encodes 165 amino acids. Lineage: Eukaryota; Metazoa; Chordata; Actinopteri; Syngnathiformes; Syngnathidae. The transcript has 4 exons. Gene Ontology annotation, cellular component: mitochondrion. Gene Ontology annotation, biological process: mitochondrial fission. The record is from RefSeq and is a predicted model, not a curated record.
AGCCAAUUGGAUGCUGGGAAGAAAGCCCGCGCCCCCUGCAGGAUCCGGACUGACUGUCGGCAUUGGCAAUGGUAUUCCAAUGCAAUUUCUCACUGCUCAGUGGGAUGGAGUGAAUCAGACCUACAGGAGAGCAUGGAUCCUCCGGAAGAAAAAGCGAGCAAAGAGGUCGAUAUCUAUCGCGAUACAUGGGUCCGCUUCUUAGGUUACGCCAAUGAGGUGGGGGAGGCCUUCCGUGCGCUGGUGCCAUCCAGCUUGGUGUGGGGCAGCUACGCCGUGGCCACUGCCUACGUCGCCGCUGAUGCUCUGGACAAAGGGAAAAAAGCUGCUGUGGCGCACGGGGACAACCCAGGCCAGAAGACACGUGUGGUGGCGGCAGUGGCGGACACGUUCGUGUGGCAGGCCCUGGCCUCUGUGAUCAUCCCUGGUUUCACCAUCAACCGCGUAUGCGCCGCCUCGCUGCACCUGCUGGGCCGCACCACCAAGUGGCCCUUGCCUGUGCGCAAGUGGACCACCACGGCCAUUGGGCUCUCCACCAUCCCCUUCAUCAUCACCCCUAUUGACAGGUCAGUGGACUUCCUGCUGGACUCCAGCCUCCGGAAGGUGUACGGGCAUGGUGAGAAGCACGAUUAAGGAGGGGCAAAGCUGCUGCCAAGGAGGUCCACCUUUUAAAGAAAAGGGAUUUAACGGCAGAGCAUGUGAGCACACUAUGCAGGAAGAGUAUUGCUGUACAAACGUGAUUAAGCUUAUUUUAACGUUACACGGCAGGGAUGCACGUCGCUGUUGUUUUGCUGCUGAGAGUCGUGCAUUUAGCCGUACAUUGAGCCAGUUAAGCACAGCGGUUGACUACCUUGUUCUUUGGAAUUUAUGUGUUUCGGGUACUGUUAUUCCCUCUGAUGCACUUUGAUUCUAGCCACCUGUUACCUGUUAUACUCACUCACGGGAGCCAUUGAGGUUUGUACUGGAACACCGCAUUUUGCAAUAGGACACUGGAAAUGUUUCAUAUUUGCUGUACUGAGAUAUUAGCAAUGUCAACCAUUUGUCACUGUUGCUGUCUACUGGGUUUCAUGUAAUUACAAGUUCAGUGUUUGCUGGACUGCAUCUGUGCAGCAAACACCUGAAAGGGAAUAACUACUGUACGAGCUAUGCAAGUGCAAUGAAUGAGUAGUGCACGGUUCCACAUUUGCUGUCAUUUAAGGUACAUACAAUCCAGGGAGUGUUCACAUUGUUGUGUGUCAUUGUAGCAAUAACUGUCUCAGUCUCUAUAUUUGUAUUGAAUAGAACAUUUCAUAUUUUACAUGUGGUACUUGCAUGCAACCAAAAGGGAAUAGAGGUGUUUUUUUUUUGCAUACUGUAGUUGUUGUUUGUACAAGUGCGGGAAGGGGUUACAUUGUAUCAUCUUUGAACAUUAAACUUAACUAACAGUUGACAUAAAAUUGUUCAAGCAACACUGGAGAGACGAAAAAUAUGAUGCUGUUAAAUAAAUUGUCCAAUGAUG